Messenger RNA from Sphaeroforma arctica JP610, 735 nucleotides. RefSeq lists its product as hypothetical. Lineage: Eukaryota; Ichthyosporea; Ichthyophonida. The record is from RefSeq and is a predicted model, not a curated record. The annotation marks the transcript as partial. The transcript has a single exon.
UGUUUAGUGGUGAACACAGCAGCUAUUCCUGGCGAUAUAACAGAAGCACAUAAGAAAGCGGGUGGGAAAGUACUUGAGGCUGAUUCCACUACCGAUAGACUGCACGCUAUUCCAAGUUCGCCGCAGAACAGUGUGAGCGGUGCACAGACGGCCCAUUGUACCGAUGAAGCGGGUUCUGAUUCUGAUGAUGGGCCACCCCCCCUGAAACCACCACAUAUGAAACCACCCCCCAGAGCUCCGGAAGAAGAUAUGGGAAGGAGUACAAGAAACUCACAGGCUGAUCAAUGUACGGAACAGUUGGUGCGUGAACCUGACGAUGUACCGCCAGUUGCAGUGCCCAUUUACGACAGGGUGGGGGAAGGAUAUAAGUCACUGUGUGAUGUGAGUGGGGCGGUUGGUGACAAGAAGUUGUCUGUUGGUUCGCCAGGGGGUACGAAGAAACAACAUAAGCACCGGCACGGUCCCCCGAAGUUGGUUUCGCUGGCAGAUAUACAGGCUGUUGUUCAAGAUACACAUAGGGAGUUGCAGGGUGGUGUGGGGGAUUUCAGGACCAAAGAGGUGUCUGCUGAUCAGUCCCAAACCAAGAAACAUCGAGUAAAGGCAACUAUAGACAUACAAGAUCUGGCUGCAAGAACGCACAAAAAGCUCAGCGAUGACUAUGCGGGUGACAGUGGGCCUAUUGAUAAUGAGGAAAAGCCGCCCCCGGCUAUCCCGCUCUCAGACGUCCCGGAAUCU